CCAAGCAAACAUAAACUCAAAACCUCCUCAACAAACACAACAGUCGCGCGAUUCGUCUCUGUACUCUUUCACAAUUCGAGUUCUUUGUCGAAAACUUGAUCUAACAGGUCUCUCUUCUACUAAAAAAUAAUUCAAAUCUCCGAUCUCAAAGACUCAAAACAUAUAUAUAUAUAUCAGUGCGAUUUGCAGGAACUGUGUCUGAUCAACGGUUGCUGAUGAGGGAUUCACAGAAGCUUCCAUAGAAUGGCAGAGCAGGCGAUCGAGAAGAGCUCGUCUGAAGCGGAGACGAAGAAGAAGAAAGAGGACCUCACAGAUCCAGAAUUCUUCAGCUGCGUCCUUCAGCCUUCCCCUGCCGACUCCGAUGCCGAUUACAUCGGAAUUCGUCGCCUUCUUCUCCAUCGCAAGGCUCAAUCUGGUGUUCUUCGACGCAAGGACCUACGAAGUGGCAGUCAAGCUUUGAGUCACAGUCCAAGUUUCAGCUCGAAAGCCUCGAAUGCAAGUGAUAGUGAUCACCCACGUAGAAAAGUUGAACCUGGAUAUUCCUUUGUGGGGAUGCAUUGCAUCUUUGACCAAUGCAAGGCCAUGGUUACAGUUGUGAAGUUUGGGCAAAUGAGUUCUGAUCUACUUGCAUAUGGGGCAUCAGAUGGUACCUUGACUGUAUGCACUGUCUCCGAUCCACCUGCAGUUCUCAACCAGUUAAUAGGGCAUUCAAAAGAUGUCACAGAUUUUGACUUCACAUCGAACAAUCAAUAUAUUGCAUCAUCUUCAAUGGAUAAAACUGUGAGAAUAUGGGAGAUAUCCAAAGGCCUUUGCAUUCGGGUGAUAUAUGCAGUCUCUCCUCAACUUUGUAUUCGAUUCCAUCCUGUGAAUAACAACUUCCUUUCCGUUGGCAAUGCAAACAAAGAAAUCACUGUGUUCAAUUUCAGCACUGGGAGAGUAAUUAAUAAAACUGUCUUUGACAAUGAGGUUACUGCUAUGGACCAUGAUCACACUGGUCAGCUUAUUUUCUGUGGGGACGCUCAGGGAUGUGUAUACACAGUUUCUAUGAACUCACACACAGGUGUAUUGUCCCGGUCUCAUCGCAAUCGAAAUGGAAGCAAGCGCAAAUCUCCUGUCACAACUGUGCAGUAUAGAACCUUUUCUCUGCUGGCACGAGGCCCUGUGUUGCUGACAUUUACUCGAGAUGGAAGUUUAUCUUUUUUUAGUGUUUCGUUGGAGAUACAAGGUUAUUUGACUCUUCGAUGCUCACUAAAAUUGGCUCCACGACUACACAGUAUCCGAGCUUCCUUCUGCCCUCUGCUUUCCCUUGAAAAAGGAGAAUUCAUAGUUGUUGGAAGUGAGGAUGCAAACGUCUAUUUCUAUGACUUAACACGGCCAAGGCAUGCAUGUGUAAACAAGCUGCAGGGACAUGGCUAUCCCGUUAUAGGUAUUGCUUGGAACCACGGAGAGAACUUGUUGGCUUCGUCUGAUUUUGGUGGCACAGUUAUCAUAUGGAAGAGAGCUAAGACGGGUUGAGAGAAAAUCGAUUUCAGAGGUAAAAGCUUGAAAUCAAACUAAUGGAAUGUCAAAGGAACUUUAAUUUUGUUUGCAUGAAUUUGCCAUUUUUUGUGGAAAUGGGAACAAAUUUGUGUUAUACAAGAAUUUUACUGUUAAAUUGUAUCGGACUGUUUAGGAAGCUGAACAAUCGCGAUUUGAAUUUAAUUCUUUGUAUUUUUGCAUUUACAACUCGAUCAGGACUUGAAAUCAAUUCUUUGUAAAAUUUGUGUACACUCAGAUACAAUUGAUCAGUUCAAGGUAGUUUAUAAUAA
Messenger RNA from Camellia sinensis, 1808 nucleotides. NCBI's taxonomy places the organism in Eukaryota, Viridiplantae, Streptophyta, Magnoliopsida, Ericales, Theaceae. The record is from RefSeq and is a predicted model, not a curated record.